GCCGCCGCGCUCCGGACCCAAGAUGGCCGCCGUGUCAGUUUCGGGCUUCGCCGCCGUCCGGCCGCCGCCGCCCGCCGCCCGCCGCGCGCAGGCCCCGGCGUAACAUUCCAGUUCUCUUUCCGAUCGCGGUGCGGGAGUCCCGAAGCGAGUUUUAAGAAAAUUUAAUAUUGGAUCAAAGAGAAGCAGUUCAUAUCAGAAACGUGUAUGCUAUGGUUAGCUGGUUACUCUCCUCCGAGAAUCUGUUUUCCCACGGUGUGAAAAUUGUGCAGCAUCGGGAUAAGGGAUAACGACUCUAUGGAUAUACAGAAGUCUUCACCAUGGUAAAACUCGCCAACCCGCUGUAUACUGAGUGGAUUUUGGAGGCGAUUAAAAAGGUCAAGAAGCAAAAACAACGCCCUUCAGAGGAGAGGAUAUGCAAUGCGGUGUCUUCAUCCCAUGGUUUGGACCGUAAAACUGUUUUGGAACAACUAGAAUUAAGCGUUAAAGAUGGGACUAUUUUAAAAGUCUCCAACAAGGGUCUCAAUUCCUACAAGGAUCCCGAUAAUCCGGGGAGAAUAGCACUUCCGAAGCCUCGAAACCAUGGCAAGUUGGAUGGUAAACCAAACGUGGACUGGAAUAAACUGAUCAAACGGGCAAUCGAGGGCUUGGCGGAGUCCAGUGGCUCAUCCUUGAAAAACAUAGAGCGCUUUUUGAAAGGUCAGAAGGACGUGUCUGUGUUGUUUGGAGGUAGCGCUGCUUCCGCUUUUCACCAGCAAUUGCGACUAGCUGUCAAGCGUGCUGUUGGCCAUGGCAGACUCCUUAAAGAUGGACCUCUCUACCAGCUCAACACUAAAGCAGUUGCUAAUGCUGACGGGAAGGAAAGCUGCGAGUCUCUUUCCUGCCUGCCACCUGUGUCGCUUCUUCCCCAUGAGAAGGAUAAGCCGGUUGCUGAACCAAUCCCAAUCUGCAGUUUCUGCCUUGGUACGAAAGAACAAAACCGGGAGAAGAAACCCGAGGAGCUCAUCUCUUGUGCUGACUGUGGCAACAGCGGUCAUCCGUCCUGUUUGAAAUUCUCUCCAGAGCUGACAGUUCGAGUGAAAGCCUUGCGAUGGCAGUGCAUUGAAUGCAAAACGUGCAGCUCCUGUCGAGAUCAGGGCAAAAAUGCAGAUAACAUGCUGUUUUGUGACUCAUGCGACAGGGGCUUUCACAUGGAGUGCUGUGACCCACCUCUCACCAGGAUGCCGAAAGGUAUGUGGAUAUGUCAGAUAUGUCGGCCACGGAAGAAAGGAAGAAAGCUUCUACACAAGAAAGCAGCACAGAUAAAACGGCGCUAUGCCAAUCCAAUAGGACGUCCCAAAAAUAGGUUAAAGAACCAGAAUGCAGCAUCAAAAGGUCCCUUCAGUAAAGUUCGAACUGGCCCAGGUCGGGGUCGGAAACGCAAGAUCGCGCUCUCCAGUCAGUCAGCAGCAGAAGGAGGGUAUCUGGAACAGACGGAUGGCCUGGACUUCUGCCGAGAUGGAAGCACCACCUUGAAAUUAAACAAGAAAACCAAAGGGCUCAUUGAUGGCCUUACCAAAUUCUUCACCCCUUCCCCUGAUGGACGGAAAGCUCGAGGGGAAGUGGUGGACUAUUCUCAGCAAUAUAGGAUCAGGAAAAAAGGCAGCAGGAAAUCUAGCACUUCAGAAUGGCCCACAGACAAUCAGGAUAGCUGGGAUGGAAAACAGGAAAAUGAGGAUCGGUUUUUUGGGAGCCAGGAAGUCCUGACUGAGAAAGAUAUGGAGUUGUUCCGAGACAUUCAGGAGCAAGCACUGCAGAAAGUAGGGGUGACGGGUCCCCCUGAUCCACAAGUCCGCUGCCCCUCUGUCAUCGAGUUCGGGAAGUAUGAAAUCCAAACCUGGUACUCCUCCCCAUAUCCACAGGAAUACUCAAGGCUGCCUAAGUUGUAUCUUUGCGAAUUCUGUUUAAAGUAUAUGAAAAGCAGAACUAUCCUCCAGCAGCACAUGAAAAAAUGUGGCUGGUUUCAUCCUCCAGCCAAUGAAAUCUACAGAAAGAAUAAUAUUUCAGUUUUUGAGGUUGAUGGCAAUGUCAGUACCAUUUACUGCCAGAACUUGUGCUUGCUGGCAAAGCUUUUCUUGGACCAUAAGACGCUUUAUUAUGAUGUGGAACCAUUUCUCUUCUAUGUGCUGACACAGAAUGAUGUCAAGGGCUGCCACCUUGUUGGCUACUUCUCCAAGGAGAAGCAUUGCCAACAGAAGUACAAUGUUUCCUGUAUAAUGAUUCUCCCCCAGUACCAGCGUAAGGGCUAUGGCAGGUUCCUCAUUGACUUCAGCUAUCUGCUUUCAAAGCGCGAAGGUCAAGCAGGGUCACCAGAAAAGCCACUGUCUGAUCUGGGCCGUCUCUCAUACAUGGCUUAUUGGAAAAGUGUAAUACUGGAGUGCCUUUAUCAUCACCGUGACAAGCAAUUAAGCAUCAAGAAGUUAAGCAAACUGACUGGAAUCUGCCCUCAAGACAUCACGUCCACCUUGCACCACCUACGAAUGCUUGACUUCCGUAGUGACCAAUUUGUGAUUGUUCGUCGGGAGAAACUUAUCCAGGAACAUAUGGCAAAGCUCAAGACUCAUGUCCGAUCUAUAGAUGUAGAUCCAGAAUGUUUGCGCUGGACACCUGUCAUUGUCUCCAACUCUGUUGUCUCUGAGGAUGAAGAGGAAGAGACUGAGGAAGGAGAAAAUGAAGAGCAGCAGCAGCAGAAGGAAAGAGAUCUAGAGGCCAGUAUGGUGAAACCUGUCUCCUGGGAGAAGAAAGAGCAAGAACCUUAUUCUCCUCCAGAGAAUGAAAAAAAGCCAGACAUUGUUGCUCCAGCCAGUUCAGUGCGGCCAAACAAGCAAGUUCUUCCCUUGGAUAGUCUUCCUGCAAACAGCCAGCCAUCACGAAGGGGCCGAUGGAGCCGGAAAGGCAAAAAGCUUCAGGAAACUUUUUGCGAUAAGGAACAGAAACUGUUCCUAGAGGAGCUGUCUGCAGCUCCUAGUGGGCGGUGCAGCGAAUGCGAGGAGAAGUCAGCUGCCUCACGAGGCCGUUGCAGCGAAUGCGAGGAGAAGUCGGCAGCUUCACAGGGACGAUGCGGCGAAUGUGAGGAGAAAUCCCCAGCCCUCCGGGGUCGUUAUGGGGAAGAUGAGGAUAAGGCUGCAGCCCCGCAGGGACAGUAUGGGAAAAGUGACAAGUCCUUGGUGCCUGGGCGGCGAUACAGCGAAGGCAUGGAGAUGUUGAGAAGACAGUUAAAGAAGAACACUGAGCCACUGAAGUGCCGAUUUGUGGAGGAGUGUGACAGAUUGCCCCGCCGCUACAGCGAUGGUGAUAGGACUCUUCUGAGGUGCUUUAGUGAGAGUAGCGAAGAGGAGGAGGAUGAUCCUGUGAGUCCUCGGUCCAACUCUCCGCCUGUUCUUACCAAGCCAACAUUAAAACGAAAGAAACCAAUUCUCCAUCGCAAGAGGCGAGUACGUAAGCGCAAGCACCACAACAGCAGUGUUGUCACUGAAACGAUCUCCGAGACCACAGAGGUGUUGGAUGAGCCUUUUGAGGACUCGGACUCCGAGAGGCCAAUGCCCCGAUUAGAGCCUACCUUUGAGAUUGAGGAAGAGGAGGAAGAGGAAGAGGAUGAAAGCGAACUAUUCCCGAGGGGGUAUUUUCGUCACUUACCCCCACCAGAUACCCUCAGGCGCCGACCCUCCUCGAAGAGGAAGUCCAAAGAUGAAGAGGAUUCUGAUGACACUAACGGCACCCCUACCUUGAAGCCAGUCUCUCUGCUGAGAAAAUGUGAAGCAACAGAUUCUCCCCUUGAGCCAGAUACUUCUACCCCCAUGAAAAAGAAGAAGGGAUGGCCAAAAGGCAAAAGCCGCAAGCCAGUCCACUGGAAGAAAAGACCUGGUCGGAAACCAGGGCUUAAACUGAACCAGGAGAAGGUGCCAGCCUCUGCUGAGGAUGAAGGAGUAGAUGCAGUGGUAACUGAUUCAAAGCCAGGGCGCAAACCCAAGAUGCAGGAGAAGGAAGAGCCUGUUGAACAAAAAGAAGAGCUGCCCCUGGCUGAGGAGAGGAAGGAGGAGGACGUGCACAUGGAAGCAGAAGAGGUGGGAGAGGGAGAGGAGGAAGAUACAACAAGCAGUGAAGUGAGAGCAGUUUCUCCUGUGGACAGCAGCAGUCCAGCACCAGAAGUCAAAGAGCCUGAGAUAGAGGAAGAAGUAGAGGAAAAGCCACGGGUAUCAGAAGAGCAAAGGCAAUCAGAGGAGGAGCAGCAAGAAGCAGAAGAGCCUGAGCACGAUCACGAGGAAGAAGAUGACGUUGCGGAGGUGAUAAAUCAAAAUGAAGACCAUGAUGCUGAUGAUGAAGAUGAUGCUCACCUGGAGUCUGCGAAGAAGAAAGAAUUGGAGGAACAGCCUGUCGGGGAAGGGGUGAAAGAGGAGCCUGACGUUCAGGAGUCUUUUUUAGAAGCAAGCCUACAGAGCGGUAGGGAAGAUGCAAAGGGCAAAAAUGAGGCCGAGGCAGAUUCUGAGGAAGAGCAGGUUUCUCAUGAGACCUCAGGAGGCUCAGAGCAUGUCCCUGGCUCUGAGGACGAUCACGAAGAAGAGCAAAACAAUAAAGAAGGGUUAAUUGAACUAAAAGAAGAGGAAGAGAUUCCUCACAGUGAGCUAGACCUAGAAACGGUCCAAGCAGUCCAGUCCCUGACGCAGGAAGAAAGCAACGAGCAUGACGUGGCCUACCAGGACUGCGAGGAAACGCUAGCUGCUUGUCAGACCCUGCAGAGCUACACCCAGGCAGACGAGGACCCUCAGAUCUCCAUGGUGGAGGAUUGUCAUGCCUCGGAGCACAACAGUCCGAUAUCUUCUGUCCAGUCCCACCCGAGCCAGUCUGUGCGCUCUGUCAGCAGCCCCAACGUGCCUGCCCUGGAGAGUGGUUACACCCAGAUAAGCCCUGAACAAGGAUCCCUGUCCGCACCCUCUAUGCAGAACAUGGAGACCAGCCCCAUGAUGGAUGUGCCUUCUGUAUCGGACCACUCCCAGCAGGUGGUGGAUAGUGGCUUCAGUGACCUUGGCAGCAUUGAGAGCACCACGGAGAACUACGAGAACCCCAGCAGUUACGACUCCACCAUGGGAGGUAGCAUUUGUGGAAACAACUCUUCCCAGAGCAGCUGCUCGUAUGGGGGACUCUCUUCCUCCAGCAGCCUCACUCAGAACAGUUGUGUUGUCACUCAGCAGAUGGCAAACAUUGGCAACAGUUGCAGCAUGAUGCAGCAGAGUACUGUCCAGCCUGCAGCCAACUGCAACAUCAAGUCGCCUCAGAGCUGCGUGGUGGAAAGGCCUCCGAGCAAUCAGCAACCAGCAACCCAGCAGCCGCAGCAGCAGCCUCAGUCACAACAGCCUCAGCCCCCGCCUCCCCCCCAGCAGCAGCCUCCACUGUCUCAGUGUAGCAUGAAUAACAGCUUCACCCCAGCACCGAUGAUCAUGGAAAUCCCAGAGUCGGGAAGCACCGGCAACAUCAGUAUCUACGAGAGGAUUCCGGGGGAUUUUGGGGCCGGGAGCUACUCGCAGCCAUCAGCCACGUUCAGUUUAGCCAAGUUGCAGCAGCUAACAAAUACCAUUAUGGACCCUCAUGCCAUGCCUUAUAGCCAUUCUCCUGCUGUGACUUCCUAUGCAACCAGUGUUUCUUUGUCCAACACAGGAUUGGCCCAGCUAGCUCCAUCUCACCCAUUAGCUGGGACGCCGCAAGCACAAGCCACCAUGACCCCCCCACCAAACCUGGCAUCCCCCACCAUGAACCUCACGUCACCCUUGCUCCAGUGUAAUAUGUCUGCUACCAACAUUGGUAUCCCUCACACACAGAGGUUGCAGGGGCAGAUGCCAGUCAAGGGGCACAUUUCCAUUCGCUCCAAAUCAGCACCACUGCCCUCUGCAACUGCACACCAGCAGCAGCUGUACGGGCGCAGCCCGCCAGCAGUCGCCAUGCAGGCUGGGCCCCGGGCGCUGGCUGUUCAGCGGGGUAUGAACAUGGGGGUUAACUUGAUGCCAACCACCCCGUACAAUGUCAACUCCAUGAAUAUGAACCUGAAUGCCAUGAACAGCUACCGAAUGACACAACCCAUGAUGAACAGCAGUUACCAUAGUAACCCUGCCUACAUGAACCAGACAGCACAGUAUCCUAUGCAGAUGCAGAUGGGGAUGAUGGGGAGCCAGGCCUAUACCCAGCAGCCUAUGCAGCCAAACCCUCAUGGAAACAUGAUGUACACUGGCCCCUCCCAUCACAGCUACAUGAAUGCUGCUGGGGUUCCCAAGCAGUCACUCAAUGGACCGUACAUGAGAAGAUGAGCGAGAUGAACUUGCAACCUAAAAACUUAAAUAUAUAUAAAUAAAGGAACCUUUUAUACUGACGAACCAGAGAAAAUGGACCUUUUUCCAGUUAAAAUAUUGCUGUAGAUUUAGAGGGUUUUUCUUUGGUUUAUUUUAUUUUUUAGAAAGCCUGGUCUUUUAUUCUUUUUGUUCGUUUGUUGUUUAUUUUUUUCCGUUUUGUUUUGUUUUGGGUUUUUGUUUCCUUCACAAUCCUGAAACAUUUUACAGCUGAAAUCAUUUAAAACUGGUUUUAGGGGGGGGAAACGUGCACAAAAAUCUAUUCAUAAUUUUUUAAAAAGAGCCUUACUUUGCUGACCACACGGACAGAACAUGUGUAACAGUGAAAUCGUCUUUUUAAAUUGUACUCUCGAACCUAUGUUCCUCUCCCUGCCCCACACCCCACUGCGCACAGCUCCCCGUGCUGCAGUCCUGUAAAAUGUCUGACACCUCAAUGGGUCUUCAAACCCUUCCCUCCGCUCCCCACCUAGCAUCCCCUACUUCAGUCCAGCGGGAGGCACUUACGGGAGACUCGGAAGGGGACGUGGAGGACAGCAGAAGCUUUUAAUCUCAGUGAGGCAGGAACAUUUCUCAGCUUUAACCUCCCUGGCUCCCUCACCCCUCCGUACAAUUUGGAAUAUAUAAACCAUAUAUGUAAACAAUAAAUUCUUUCCACAUGGAUAUCUUUGUAGGUGAGUUAAUUGAAAAAAAAAAGAAUAUGUUUCAUUCUGAAAGUACGAUGUAACUUUAAUAUGUGCCCAUCCAGAACCCACAGACGCACGCCCACGUUGUUGGUCUGAAGUAGCAUAAGCAUAUCACAGGAGAGCUGAGUGCACCCUAAGGCAGUCGCUAAAAAGAUGAGAGGCCAGGUACUGUGCAUCAGAAACAGGAGGAGAAUGGCUACAGGCUUGUGUGUUGACAACCUGCAAAUCAGCCGUAACGCUGAGAUCCCAAUCUCUGCUUUAGUAUGUACUUUGAAAUGCUGAGGGUCUUGGUUCUGAGCUGUUGAGUCUGGCUGGGCUCAAGGGCAGCCGUUUCCAGGGAUCUGCCUCCAAGUUCCUUUGCUUAUGUAAUCUUGGAAGAUGAAGUGCAUGUUUUAAGCGUCUUGACAAGAAACCUAUGGUGUCCUUGCCCACUGUUCCGUUUCUGGCACGUGUGGCGCGGGGUGGAAAUGCUAGAUGUGCUCUUCGUCCAGGGGAGUCAUGGUGUUAAAAUAGGCAUGUCCCUGCUUUCACACCAUCCUUGGAGAAUUUCCCAGGAAGCUCAUUCCCUGUAAGGCAGCGUGUGGGAAAUGAAGGGCAAUUCAGGCCCCCUCCAUUAAGGGAGGAAGCGAGAGCAAGGCAAUCGCACCAUGGUGGGACCAAGACGGUGGGAUUUUGCAGCGUCUUGGUCCGCAUCCCAUGCUCCAUUCUCUUCCUGCUACACCGCUCUGGGACAGUGUAAGGGACGCUGCACCUUUUGGCUUGUCAUCGAAGGCAAAAAAAGAAAGGGAAAGCAUCAUUGGCCCUUUCUUGGGAAGCUCUCUCUAGCUGUAUAUUCUGUAGGGAUACAGAUGCAAAAAUAGGACUAAUUAGUUGUAAAAAAUGUCAAAGUCCAGAUGACAGUUGGGGUUUCUUCAGAUGCACUAAAAUGGACCUUCCUCCAGUAACUGCUGAUGUAUACGGCAGAAUUCUAAGGACUUCCACUUCUUGUUUCUCUUAGUUUUGAGCAUGUGUGAGGCUGUGUAGGACCCCAUUUCUCUGUAUAUACUAUUCCAGUUCCAGAUCAUCCAUGUAGAAAGCACACAGUGCUGCCCUCUCCUUCCUAGAUCUUCAGCUGUGUCAUUGCUUCCUGGUUACAGGCGGGUGGGUGGGGGGGACGGGACAGGUCGAGUUCCAGACAGGAGGAGAAGCUGUUGAAAUGAGGGCCGUGAAUUUAGUUUGUUUGCUGUUAUGUUUGGUUUGGUUUUUGUAUGGUUUUUCUUUUUUUUUUUUUAAAUCAAUCGGGCAGCUCCCUUUUCCACAAGCCUUUGUGACUGUAGAACUAUUGUAGAAAAAAAAAAUGUUCUUUUCUAUAUUAUAAAAAGAAAUUAUCCAACGCAGUAAUAUUGGUACCUACCAUUUUUUCACUUCUGUUUAAAAAAAAAAAUGUAUUUUUAGCAAGAUAACUUGGGUAAUCUUCUAAAAGAAAUUAAAAAAAAAAACUCACUGUUAGUGACUUUGAUGCCUUUUAAAAUAAGAGCUUUUUCAUUUCAUUCCAUCUUUAAAAUUUUUUAUCUUUGUUGUAGAAUAUUAAAAACUAUUUUAAGAAAGAUAAAAAUUCUCUUUAAAGAGAUCUCUAGAGUGUGUGAAUAGAGCUCCAGAUGCCUCUAAAAGCCGCAUGUACAAAUGAAGCUAAGUCUAUUCCUGUCUGUUUAUAUUUGCUUUUCCUGUUUUGUAACCUCUUUGUACUUUGUUCAUGGUGACUUGUAAGCUAAGGGGAAGGGGUGCCUAGAUGCCUUUGUAACUCUCCAUGUCAUGCGCUCCUGGCCGGUUGGUCUCCCUUCCUCUCCUUGUAUGUAAUAUCACUUUUUUUUCCCUUUCUAGCAAGUACUUUCAAAAGAACUCUGUACAUUUUAACAUAAAAAAUAAAUUAUGUUGAGCCAUUUUGGA
Messenger RNA from Alligator mississippiensis (American alligator), 8980 nucleotides. It is a transcript of the gene KAT6A, whose product is annotated as lysine acetyltransferase 6A. Gene Ontology annotation, biological process: regulation of DNA-templated transcription; nucleosome assembly. The transcript is spliced from 18 exons. The record is from RefSeq and is a predicted model, not a curated record. Bases 318 to 6332 code for a protein of 2004 amino acids. Gene Ontology annotation, molecular function: DNA binding; histone acetyltransferase activity. Gene Ontology annotation, cellular component: MOZ/MORF histone acetyltransferase complex; nucleosome. Lineage: Eukaryota; Metazoa; Chordata; Crocodylia; Alligatoridae.